Molecule: messenger RNA, 2408 nt
Organism: Vespa velutina
Lineage: Eukaryota; Metazoa; Arthropoda; Insecta; Hymenoptera; Vespidae
Gene: Polr3C
Product: DNA-directed RNA polymerase III subunit RPC3
Exons: 9
Coding region: 592-2097 (501 amino acids)
Biological process (GO): DNA-templated transcription
Cellular component (GO): RNA polymerase III complex
Molecular function (GO): single-stranded DNA binding
Source: RefSeq, a predicted model, not a curated record
UCAUUUGCUAAGUACAAAGAGCCUACCACACGACACGCUCGACUAGUUGGUGUUUAUUAAACGAUCUCGAAAAUAAAUGUAUUUUUGACGGGAGAACUCUCGUAGUUAUCUGUUAUUCUUAAAUAGUAAAAUUAGUGCAAUGAAUUUAUUAAACAGACAUUUUGCCUUUUUCUUUUUCUUUCUUAUUUUUAAGAUUAUGAGAACAUUAAAGAAUGUGUAAUAGUUUUAAGAGCAAUUAAAUUUGGAGCUAAAACAAUUCCUUUUUGAGUGCUGCCAUCUUGUGUUUUGUAACGUCAUCCUUUUAUUGCAUACGAUAACGUAGAAACCGGUAAUCAUUAAUUAAGGCAUAAUCGAUGUUUAUCGACUGCGAUUAUCAACGAUCGAUUGUAUUUAUCGACGAUAACAUCGAUACACAAGAUGGCAGUACAAUUUUUGGAAAUAUUUAAUUGCGCAUGCUCGCACCAAUGAAAUACAAAUGAGGUUAUGUUAUGGAUCUCUUGAUAGUAUAAUAAUAUGCCCAAAAAGGCAAUUAUUGUGCAACUGUGAUAUUAGAAUUUCAUUAAAUUAUUAUUUUGUUGUUGUGCAAGAAACAUGUCACUGAUAUAUAGUAAAUUAUGCUCAACUAUUUUGGGAGAACACUUUGGCCCUAUUGUACAACGUGUAGGAAAAGAUCUUUUUAUACACGGUAGCAGAACAUUACACCUUAUACGACAGAGUACUCGUCUUCCUCUUGUUAAGGUGAAGGAAUCCUUAUGUACUCUUAUUAAAUAUGGGCUUGUAAAUUAUUGGCAAAAUGAAACAUGUACAGAAUAUAGUUUAUUACCAGACAAAAUUAUUUUAAUGCUUCGAUAUCCAAGGUAUAUGUUCUUUGUAAAAAAUGUAUGCGGAGAUGAGUCAGAGAUAAUGCUGGAAGAAGUCCUGAAAAAUGGAUCUUUAACGUCAUCGCAGACUAUAAUGAAUGCAUAUAAAAAAAUUCAGCAAUCUGCUAAUGCAUGCAGUAAUAUACAAUCAUCUAUAUCAUCAUUGAAAGAUAAUUUCGAUUUACUAGUAAAAAAUCAAUUUCUUAUGCGCGAUUUGUGUACAAAUAUGAAAAGUGAUAUAGAUGAUAAGCCAAAUUUCGAUAUGCCACAAAUUAAUUUAAAAGCACUGGAAAACAUAAUUCAAGGAAAGGAAGACGAUCCUAAAGAUAAUAAUAUAUACUGGAAAGUUAAUUUUGAUCGAUUUAGUCAAGAUUUUAGGGAUCAAGUUAUUAUAUCAGCUAUACGUACAAGAUUUGACGAGGAUGCUGGAGAAUUAAUGAGACAAUUACUUUUUCUUAUGUACUUAAGAACAGCAUCGUGGGCAGAUACAUCUAAUCCAAUACCAUAUAUCGAAAUAAAAGAUGUAGUAAAAAAGUUAAACUAUCCAAGGCUUAUACAAUAUCUGGAUCAAUAUUUGAAUCUUAUCGAUGACGAUAAAAGUCAAUUUAUAAAACGUGUAGGAGAUUCUGGAGGUGGACAAUACAGUAUUAAUAUGAAGGAAGCUUUUAAUCAAUUAGCUUGGACAACGUUAGAAAAUAUCGUAAUGGAACGUUUUGGAUCGAAAGCUGCCAGAAUUUUUCGAUUGGUACGUAGUAAAAAAUUUGUCGAACAAGAACAGAUUCAACAGUUAGCCAUGAUACCUGCGAAAGAGGCGAAACAUUUGACGUACACGUUGUUGCAAGAGAAUUAUUUGCAAAUGCAAGAAAUGAAAAAGGCUGGUCCUUCAUCAGCACCGACGAAAACAUUUUUCUUAUUUCACAUAGAUUUAGAUCAGGUUGUCCAAAUGGAAAUUGAACAUUGUUAUCACGCUUUGUAUAACAUCAUGCAAAGAAGAGAUCACGAAGCGACAAGUAAUAAACGAAUGAUAGACAAACAGUUGCGUAUGCAAACACUAACAAGUAAUUUAAAAGAACACGGAGCUACCGAAGAACAAUUGGCAGAGAUCGCCGAAAUGAUGACACCAUCGGAGAAACAGCAUUUGGACAAAGUACAACACGUGAUUAAGAAAUUAGGUGCUACAGAGUUACAAAUAGAUGAGACUUUAUUUUUGUUAACUAUGUACGUGCGUUAUCACUAAUAUCGUAUAAUUUAUUUUGUAAAUAUGCGAUGAAUACUGUUAAACAUUACCUCAUCUUUUCAUAAUCAUUGAUAAUUAACAUAAGAGAACCUUUUUUUUUUUUAUAUCAUAUUGUAAAUAAUACUUAAACAAAACAAAUUGGUCUAAGUUUUGUAGAAACUUAAAAUAGUUUAAUACAGAAUACAAAUCCAUUGAGACACAUAAGUAUAUAUAUGUAUGUGCGUAUGUACACUGGAAUAUUGUAGAAAAAAAAAAAAGAAAAAAAAAAUUGGUACAAAGGUGUACGCUAAAAAAUGAAAAGCAAUCGAAUA